Molecule: messenger RNA, 3468 nt
Organism: Eptesicus fuscus (big brown bat)
Lineage: Eukaryota; Metazoa; Chordata; Mammalia; Chiroptera; Vespertilionidae
Gene: ODAD2
Product: outer dynein arm docking complex subunit 2
Exons: 19
Coding region: 1-3141 (1046 amino acids)
Molecular function (GO): protein binding
Source: RefSeq, a predicted model, not a curated record
AUGGGUGUGGCCCUGGCAAGGUUAGUGCAGUGGACUGCUACUGGAUAUGGAACCAGAGCCCUGGAAAUUACUCCUCUAAAUGAAGUGAUAUUGAAAGAAAUUAUUAUGUUUGCGGAGAGUUUUAUCUACAAACAUCCCCAAGAGGCAAAAUAUGUUUUUGUAGAACCACUUGAAUGGAAGACAGAUUUGGAGCCCACAGCAUUUGAAUCAGGUUAUGUUGUCAGUGCAACAACAGUCAAAUCAGAAGAAUCUGAUGAAAAUGGACAGCCUUUGCUAUUUCUUUCUGUACCGCAAAUUAAAGUUAGGAGUUUUGGGCAGCUGUCAUGCUUGUUAUUGAUUGCUAAAGAUACAAAGCUGAAGGAAGCACAAGCAUGCAUUGAAGCUAACAGAAAUCCUGUAGCAAAAAUCCUGGGCUUGGAUUAUAAUACGAUGAAAGAAGAGUCAUCUGUAUUAAAUAUUCUUGAUAAAAUUACCAAAGACGAUGAUACUGAAAGUGAGAUGAAGAUGAAGAUUGGCAUACUGCUUAAGCAACUGGAUGUACACCUCCUCAAUCAUUCUCUAAAACAUAUUUCAUUAGAAAUACGUUUAAAUCCAGCAGCAGUUAAGAAUGAUAUAGAACUGCUCAAACGUUUCUCGGGAAAAGGAGAACAAACAGUCUUGGAAUCUAUCAAAUAUACCUCAGAUUAUGAAUAUUCAAAUGGAUGUCGAGCCCCACCUUGGAGACAGAUUCUUGGAGAAAUUUGUUAUGUGCUGGUGAAACCACAUGAUGUUGAAACUUUGUGCAUUACUUGUAGUGAAGAAGGCGUAUUUUUAAAUGGUGGCAAAACAGAUGAUGAGGAAAUUAAUUAUGAGAGAAAAGGAGUGAUUUAUAAAGACCUUGUCACAUGUUUAAAAGAAAAAUCAGCAACAUUUUCAGCAAAUAUGUCUAAACAGCAAACUAGAUUUAAUGAAGAAUUGCAAAAGGGAAAGAAUCAGCCUAAUGAGACACCUAAGAAGGAAGCAGCAAGUGCCUUACGUAAAGCUAUUCCUGGCUCAGACAAGAGUACGUUGGAGAAGAACAAAAUUAAUUUUGGGAAGAAUAACAUGAUCAAGAGAUUAGAGCCAAGUUUAAACUGGAAGACCACUGUUGAUUCCAAAGAGUAUAAUGUUUUUAGACACAGAUCCUCACUUCAUGAGGAAAAACAUGGCGGAAGACUUGAAAAGUCAGCACCAUCUGUUUCACCUGGAAAAGCACAAUUAGUUCGUAAGAGUGCUGAAAAGGUUGAGGAAAUUGUUAGUGAGAGCUCCUCAGAGAGCGAAGAAGAUGAAGAACCACCUGAUCAUCGUCAGGAAGCAAAUGCAGAUUUGCCAUCUGAAUAUUGGCAAAUUCAGAAGCUGGUGAAAUAUUUGAAGGGAGGAAAUCAGACAGCUACAGUGAUUGCAUUGUGUUCAAUGAAGGAUUUCAACUUAGCGCAAGAGACCUGCCAGUUGGCAAUCAGGGAUGUUGGAGGCCUUGAAGUUUUAAUCAAUUUACUUGAUACAGAUGAAGUCAAAUGUAAGAUUGGUUCAUUAAAAAUCCUGAAGGAAAUCAGUCAUAAUCCUCAAAUCAGACGUAAUAUUGUUGACCUUGGGGGCUUACCAAUUAUGGUUAAUAUACUUGAUUCUCCACAUAAGAGUCUGAAAUGUUUGGCCGCUGAGACAAUUGCAAAUGUUGCCAAGUUUAGGAGAGCCAGGUGGGCAGUGAGACACCAUGGGGGCAUCACUAAACUGGUUGCUCUACUUGACUGUGCACAGAAUUCUGCAGAACCUGCUCAGUCGAGUCUGUAUGAUGCCAGAGACGUGGAAGUGGCUCGCUGUGGGGCGCUGGCACUGUGGAGCUGCAGUAAGAGUUAUGCGAAUAAAGAAGCCAUUCGUAAGGCUGGGGGCAUUCCGUUGUUGGCUCGGUUGCUGAAAACGUCUCAUGAAAACAUGCUGAUUCCGGUGGUGGGGACUUUGCAAGAAUGUGCAUCAGAGGAAAACUACCGAGCUGCAAUCAAAGCAGAAAGGAUAAUUGAAAAUCUGGUAAAGAACCUAAAUAGUGAGAAUGAGCAGCUGCAGGAACACUGCGCCAUGGCCAUCUACCAGUGUGCUGAAGAUGAAGAAACCCGUGACCUGGUUAGGAUGCAUGGAGGACUUAAACCCCUGGCCAGUCUGCUCAAUAACACUGACAAUAAAGAACGUCUGGCCGCUGUCACAGGGGCAAUAUGGAAAUGUUCCAUCAGCAAAGAGAAUGUGACCAAGUUUCGGGAAUACAAAGCCAUUGAAACUUUAGUGGGACUUUUAACUGACCAGCCCGAAGAAGUUCUUGUGAAUGUGGUGGGCGCACUGGGAGAAUGUUGUCAAGAAUAUGAAAACCGAGUCAUUGUCCGGAAAUGUGGUGGCAUUCAACCCCUUGUGAACCUCCUCGUUGGAAUAAACCAAGCUCUUCUUGUCAAUGUCACAAAAGCAGUUGGUGCAUGUGCAGUGGAGCCUGAAAGUAUGAUGAUAAUUGAUCGCUUAGAUGGAGUUCGUUUGUUGUGGUCCUUGCUGAAAAACCCGCACCCAGACGUGAAGGCCAGCGCUGCUUGGGCCCUCUGUCCCUGCAUCCAAAAUGCUAAGGAUGCUGGAGAAAUGGUUCGUUCCUUUGUUGGUGGUUUGGAACUUGUUGUCAAUUUACUGAAAUCAGAUAAUAAAGAAGUUUUGGCAAGUGUAUGUGCUGCUAUUACCAAUAUAGCAAAAGAUCAAGAAAAUUUAGCUGUCAUUACAGAUCACGGAGUUGUCCCUUUAUUGUCCAAACUAGCCAAUACAAAUAACGAUAAACUCAGGCAUCAUCUAGCAGAAGCCAUUUCAUGCUGCUGUAUGUGGGGCAGAAACAGAGUGGCCUUUGGUGAAAACAAGGCAGUGGCUCCAUUGGUGCGUUACCUGAAAUCGAAUGAUGCCAAUGUGCAUCGAGCAACAGCUCAGGCCUUGUACCAACUCUCAGAGGAUGCCGACAACUGCAUCACCAUGCAUGAGAAUGGCGCAGUCAAGCUUCUACUGCACAUGGUUGGGUCCCCUGAUCAGGACCUCCAGGAAGCUGCAGCUGGUUGCAUAUCUAACAUCCGCAGGCUGGCUCUUGCUACAGAAAAGGCAAGAUACACUUGAAAUUUGAACAGACAUUUCAAGCUAUCAAAUUUUACAUGACACAGAACAUAUCACUCCCAUGGCCAGGAAGCUGAAAUUAGGAAACAUUUAUUAGCAGAUCCUUUACAAGCAGACAAAUGCCUGAAUGAAAACAUAUGGAUGAAAAAUAUGAAGGAUGCUGUUCAUGCAAAAACUGCAUGGAUAUUUUUGUUCUAUUCAAUGUUUUAAGGAUCUGCAUGUAAUGAAAUAUAAAGCCAAUAAAUUUUUUUGUAAUUUUCCAGGAAUCGAGAAUAUAUGUAUCCAGUAUUUUUUUUUCCAGUAAUGCUUUUGUAUUUGUGAAAAUUUUAA